AUGUUUGAUGAGGCUGAUGGAGAUUAUGUUGAAUAGACACCUUAAGAUGAUGGACUGGUGGAUGUGGAAGUCAUUGUGAACAAGGAGAGGCAAUAUCAACAGGAAUUGUUGCAAGUGCUGAAAUGGAAGGAGGAUGAACAUAAAGGAUUGCGACAAGAAUUAGGAGAGAUUAAGUGCAAAAUAGAGCAAAUCCAAUUAAAGUACGAAAUACCUAUGGUUGAUCCCUACCUCAGAGAAUACAUUUAGGAAUUGGGCGAAUAACAAUUAUUCGACUUAGAGUCCCAAAGAUAAGAAUUAAAAGGAGAGAAGCAAGGCAAAAUUGAAUAAUUGAGAUAAUUACAAUAGGCCAAGAAUUAAAUAAAAUUAUUCUUUACAUAAACUGAGAUUUCAAGCUAUUUACAAAUUUCAUACAAAAACAUGUUAGAAAAUCUUAAUUAAGAGUUAUUCUAAUAUAUGCAGGAGAGAGCAGACUUGGAAGACGAACAAUUUAGUUUCGACAAAAGACUCAAAUCUCUUAGAUCUUAAAUUAGAGAAGUUACUGAGAAGAAUCAAAAAAUUAUUCAAUAAAUAGAGAAUAGCAAAUAAAUUGAAUGA
Paramecium tetraurelia is the source of this 594-nucleotide messenger RNA. RefSeq lists its product as uncharacterized. The record is from RefSeq and is a predicted model, not a curated record. NCBI's taxonomy places the organism in Eukaryota, Ciliophora, Oligohymenophorea, Peniculida, Parameciidae. The transcript is spliced from 3 exons.